Molecule: messenger RNA, 762 nt
Organism: Protopolystoma xenopodis
Lineage: Eukaryota; Metazoa; Platyhelminthes; Monogenea; Polystomatidea; Polystomatidae
Source: the annotation of a GenBank genome assembly
CGGCGGAACCGAGCCCGAGCAACGGGACUCGAAUCAGGGCCCAGUCGACGAGCAGAGGCAGCAGCUGGCGACCAGUCCCUUGGCUCGCGGCCACCAAGGCCUGCGAGUCCAGACGAAACGGGCCGACUGUCUCGACCAGCUUUGUCACCUCUUCCAGCCCGAGACUGUCGUGGCCGCCUCGCCCGGGACGCCAUACCCUGUCUUUUUCUCCUCCUCCUCGUCAUCGGCUUCCUCAUCCUCUUCUUCCUCCUCGCCCUCGCCGUCGUCCACCACUUCAGCGUCGUCGUCGUCGUCGUCGUCGUCGUCGUCGUCGGCGUCGUCACCACCCACUUCGCCAACAUCUACCGUCUUCAGCGCCACCUGCUCAGUCACACGGAGAGUCAUGAGUUGCGCAAGUUUCGCUGCAACGAGUGCACCAAGGCGUUCAAGUUCAAGCACCACCUGAAAGAGCACACUCGCAUCCACAGCGGCGAGAAACCGUUUGUCUGUCGACAGUGCGGCAAGCGGUUCAGCCACUCGGGCUCCUAUUCCAGCCACAUGACCAGCAAAAAGUGCAGCCUCGCCGCAGCCUCAACCUCCACUUCGACCUCGACCUCGACCUCGACCUCGACCUCGACGUCGACGUCGACGUUGAAGUUGACCCCGAGUCCGAGUCCCGGGGCCAUGUCCGACCGGCUGGUCGGCAAACUCGUGGGCCCGAUGCCCGACACUGGCGCCGUCGACGUCGAGGCCAAAGGCGACGACGACUGCGACUGCAACGUC